Molecule: messenger RNA, 4429 nt
Organism: Etheostoma spectabile (orangethroat darter)
Lineage: Eukaryota; Metazoa; Chordata; Actinopteri; Perciformes; Percidae
Gene: tbc1d30
Product: TBC1 domain family, member 30
Cellular component (GO): endoplasmic reticulum
Source: RefSeq, a predicted model, not a curated record
ACUAAAAGCUGUCAAACGGCUCUACCUUUUCUGAGGUGAGGAAUGGAGUGCUCCAGGAACUCUGUCAUCCUCUAGACGCUCAAAGAAAACUUUGCAACUUCUUGUCUGGAGAAAGAAAAAUAACUGACUCAAAGAAAUUAAAAACGCUACACGGAGUUAAUUUAUUAAAGAAAAAUGGCGUCGGAGGUGAAUUUAAACGGGAACGAACUUUUGGAAGUUGACAUAUGCGACGGCGCUGUGUGCUCCGAGGACGAGAGCGGCGUUUUUGUCAACUCUGGCGCUUCCCUCCAGGAUGAUUUCACCGGCUUUCAGCAGUGGACGAGCCCCGCCGAGUCCUCUAAUGACACAUCAUCACCUCCGGAACAGCAGGUCCCCACCAGCGACAACGGAGCUCCGCCCGGCACUCACUGGGGCAGCACGGCCGGUGACAGUGACUCUGAGUCCCAGGGAGAUGGACUCAAAUCUCUGAGGUCUUCCAUAGUUGACUGUUUGCUGGUGGAGCUUUAUGAGACGUACGGCGGAGGCAGCAGGAGGAAUGUGGACAGCUGGGACAGCUCCACGGAGGCAUCCGGAUCGGAUGCUUUUCUGGGCCGCAGUAACUCCGGGUCCAGCUUCCUCCAGGAGCUCCAGGAGAAGCACACCAGGAGGCACCAGAUGAACUACCUGGCCCAGAAAGCCCCGGAGGAGCUGCUGUCAAUCAUCCAGGAGGUAAAAUAUCGUACGGGCCUGCAGUCGGCCAAGCUGCUUCGCCAGCUGAGGAGACGGGACCGACUUUGCCACAAACUGCAGAAGAACUACGACAUUAUCACAGCUUGUCUUCAAGCUGUCUCACAAAAACGACGAGUUGACACAAGGCUGAAGUUUACCAUCGAACCAUCGCUGGGAAAGAAUGGAUUCCAGCAGUGGUACGACGCCCUGAAAGCGGUGGCUAGGCUCCCUACUGGGAUACCAAAGGAAUGGAGGAAGAGGGUUUGGCUAACGCUUGCAGACCAGUACCUCCACAGUAUCUCUAUUGACUGGGAGAAGACGCUUCGUUUUGCAUUUAACGAGCGUAGCAACCCUGACGAUGACUCCCUUGGCAUCCAAAUCGUCAAGGACCUGCACAGGACGGGCUGCAGUUCGUACUGUGGCCAGGAGGGGGAGCAGGACAGGGUGGUGCUGAAGAGGGCGCUGGCGUACGCCCGCUGGAAUAGCGUGGGCUACUGCCAAGGAUUCAACGUCCUGGCGGCACUUAUACUGGAAGUUACAGAGGGCCAUGAGAGCGAUGCCCUUCAGGUGAUGAUCUAUCUGAUUGACAAAGUGCUGCCUGAGAGUUAUUUUGCCAACAACCUGCGAGCGUUGUCAGUGGACAUGGCGGUGUUCAGAGACCUGCUGCGUCUAAAGCUGCCUAGACUGUCCCAGCAUCUCUACCACCUUCAGAAAGCUGCCAACAGAGAGGCUGGAGGCAGCUACGAGCCUCCGUUGACCAACGUGUUCACUAUGCAGUGGUUCCUCACCAUGUUCGCCACCUGCCUGCCGGCGCCCACCGUGCUGAAGAUCUGGGACUCGGUUUUCUUUGAGGGUUCAGAGGUGCUGUUUCGGGUCGCCCUCGCCAUCUGGGAGAGACUGGGAGAGAGGAUCGAGUAUUGUAACACAGCAGACGAGUUUUACAGCACCAUGGGUUGUCUCACUCAGGAGAUGCUGGAGAACAACCUCAUCGAUCCUCCUGAACUCAUGCAGGAGGUUUACUCCAUGGCGGUUUUUCCUUUCCCUCAACUGGCUGAGCUGAGAGAGAAAUACACCUACAACAUCACUCCGUUUCCUACCUCAGUCAAAUCAAGUGCAAGUGGCGGUCUGGGCAGCUGGGAGAGCGAUGACGAUGCCGACAUGGAUGAUGAAGACUCUGUGGUGACGGCCCUCGGUUGCCUGGGUCCCCUGGGGGGCUUACUGGCCCCUGAGCUGCAGAGAUACCAGAAACAUCUCAAAGACCAGCGGGGAGAGCAGGGAAACAUCGCAGAGCUGAGCCCAGGAGCGGUGGGAGCUGGAGGGGGAGGAGGAGGAGGAGGAGGUGCCAGGGCGGAGCAUCAAGCAGCAAUCAACAGCAUGAUGAUGGAGAGAAUGAGCACCGACAUCUACGCCCUGAAGAAGCAAUAUACACGCAUCAAAAGGCGCCAGCAGGAGCAGGCUAUGCAACUCUACAUACGCACAGGACCAGGACCCAAAGUGGCCACAAGUGCAGGGGGACUUCAGGAGCAUCCCAAGAGACACAGCGACAGUACCGCCCACCACACUGACGAAAAGUGCCCCGCCACCCGUGUCCUGGCCUCCCAACUCAACCCUUCCAGCUCAGUAAUCAAUCACCUCCUUCUGGGUCGGAAACCGCGCGGAGAUCCCUGGUGCUCCAGACCCACAUCCACGAGCACAUCAACACUACCAGGGUCCCGAGCUGCUUCUCUGUCCCAGAGUCACGGCUCCCCAGCCAGACAGCGCUGUGGCUCGCUGCUCUCCAACAGUACUGGUUCUCCAGGGAGCUCUGGAGGAGACGCAGGGUCGCCCUGGCGUGCUCACGUCCGGGUACAUCGAAGGAAUAUAGCCAGGGCCCGAGCACAGCUAGGCUUUGGAGAUUCAGAGGAAAGGGAAGAUGAUGAGGAGAGGGAGGAAGCAGGAGGAUCAGCGAGAUUCGAGGGUGAAGGGGAGAGAAUGAUUGAGGAAAAUGAGAGAGAUGAUGAGGUCUCUGUGUCUCCGUCUCCUGAUCCCUCUGGUACUGCAUCCGUGUGUGAAGAUGCUCUACAGGUGGCAGAUGGGACAGAAGAAGCAGAAGUUGCAGAGGUGGUAGUGCAACUGGACUCCCUGGAUCUAGAGGAUAAAUCAAAUCUGACCUCCCCCAACAACGCAAACCCAAAUACACAGCCCCCAAUAUCAGAGUCUAAACCUGCACCCCAAGCCCCCCUUCUCCCUCCUCCGCCAUCCUCAAACAGACACAAAGAAUCUGAUUCCUCAGGUUCAGAGAGAAGCACCGCCUCUGACAGACACUUUCCCUCCAUCGCUUUACCUCCACCUCACCACUCCUUCAAUUCCUCACCUUCCACCCUGAGUCCGUCCCCCUCUCCAGUCCCUACAUUGGCGUCUCUCGGUCCGUCCUGCUCGUCCUCUCCUACACCACCCUCCACCCCAACACCAAGCUCCACAUUCUGCCUCCCAUCAUCCCAGUCAGCUGACGGCUUCUCCUCUCUCACUCUUUCUGCAUCGUCCACAUUUUACAAAACUUCCUCCCCGUCCACUCCUUCGCUUUCCUCUAUCUCUUCCUCGUCCAGAUCUCGUUUAUCCUCCUCCCCAUCAACCCCAGGGCUCUCGUCUUGUGGUGCCUCCACUCCUAAACAGCAGGUCUUUUCCCCGUUCCCUAGCGUGAAGCAGCCCAGGAAAUCAGCAGCAGCCAGAAAUCUCGGUCUCUACGGUCCAACAUCCAGAACACCCACAGUACACUUCCCUCAACUUAGCCGCAACCUUAACCGCAGCAGUGCUGCCGGUACAACUGGGAGCCGAUGAAGACCUUUGGACUUCUGAACUGAUGCUAGAAACACACAGUCGGAACAUGAUAUGAAAAAUCAUUCUAUAGCUACACCAUGUUGCCUACUGCAUAUCAAGAAAAUAACCCAUAUCUUAUUUGAAGUAGGUUGAAAGUUGUAGAAAUGUAAAGUUCAGAUGUGUGCAGAAAUCACUUGAUUAUUGAUGUUGAAAUGUGAAGAUUGUGGUUCACCUAAUAAAGGGGUCAUACUGAAAUUCACAAGCCAUUACAGACAAACAAUUAGGAAGUAGUUGACUAUUUAUUGUGAAGGGCCCUUGUUUAUGUUUUGUUUAUUGUUUCAACCGCAUUGGUACUGAACAGCUAAGGAACACAGGACUAUAGGACUGUCACAGUGUCUAGCCCUUAACCGUGGCCUAUGCAGGUUUUUCUUGACUAUAAUGGAUGCACAAUAAAAAAAGAUAAGACAUAAGAUGUGGACAAUGUUUUACCAACUUUCUAAAAAGGUACAUUGCAUUUGAGCUGGAGAUCUAUGUCCCUAAAUAAUGAUUUAUCUACUGAACCUUGAGAAAAGAAUACCUCCUCCACUGAAACACAAACUCUGACCUGAACAAAUGCUCAUUUCUGGACUCAUGGACCAUAUGUGGCAACAUGAUGAAGUACGUUUUUUUUUCAUAUGAGAUUACACAAAAGCCAUCCAGUUGUUCCUAUGCCAAGUAUUUAAAAAAAGUAACCCAAGAAACAUGAGAUACCUAAGAAUUCCUGUAAAUGAAAAAUAAUAAAAAGGUAAAAUGUGCCCCUAAACCCGAUCUUAAAAUGUUUGAUGUCCUGAAGCACUUUUCUUAUUUACAGUCUGUAACUUGGCUGUUGAACAUGAGGCAUGUAAUAUCUCUGUCAAUAAUGAAGUAAGUGUGACUGCGAAUGCUA